AAUUUUCGUGUGACUAAACUUUAAUUCCACUUGCGGGAUAAAUGAUCAAACAAGAAAAUAACGCACACUAAAACAAUAAUGUAAUACAUAUAUAAGUGCACACAGUUCAUUCACAAGUUUAACAACAAAUUCACAGGCUUGCAAAAACACCCAACCCAGUUUGACAUUCAGAUUCCAAUAAGAAACAAGUGGCAGCUGGAAGAAACUACAACACAAAAGAAAAGAAAAAUGUCUUCAUCAGCCAUAUUUGUGCUGGACGUCAAAGGCAAGGUGUUGAUAUCGCGCAAUUAUCGCGGCGACAACAUCGACAUGGCCGUGAUCGAUAAGUUUAUGCCGCUGUUGAUGGAACGCGAGGAGGAAGGACUUGUUACGCCCAUUCUGCAGACAUCGGAAACGACAUUCGCCUACAUCAAGACAAACAAUUUGUACAUUGUGUCGACGACGCCGCGCAACAAGAACGUCAACAUUGCGCUGGUCUUUGUGUUUUUGCAUAAAAUCGCACAGGUGUUUGUCGAAUACUUCAAAGAGCUGGAGGAGGAAUCAAUACGCGACAAUUUCGUUAUCAUCUACGAACUGCUCGAUGAACUCAUCGACUUUGGAUAUCCCCAGACGACAGACUCGAAAAUCCUCCAGGAAUACAUCACACAGGAGGGUCACAAACUUGAGCUACAACCGCGCAUUCCUGUGGCGGUGACAAAUGCCGUUUCCUGGCGUUCAGAGGGCAUCAAGUAUCGUAAGAACGAGGUAUUCCUGGAUGUUAUUGAAUCCGUCAAUCUGCUGGCCAAUGCCAAUGGCAAUGUGCUGCGCAGCGAAAUUGUGGGAGCCAUCAAGAUGCGCGUCUAUUUGUCGGGCAUGCCCGAGUUGCGUUUGGGGCUGAAUGAUAAGGUGCUCUUCGAGAGCACGGGACGCGGCAAAUCAAAGUCUGUGGAGUUAGAGGAUGUUAAGUUCCAUCAGUGUGUGCGUCUGUCGCGGUUCGAGAACGAUCGUACCAUCUCCUUCAUACCGCCCGAUGGUGAAUUUGAAUUGAUGUCGUAUCGCCUCAACACGCAUGUUAAACCUUUGAUCUGGAUUGAAUCGGUGAUCGAGCGACAUGCGCAUUCGCGUGUCGAGUACAUGAUCAAGGCGAAAUCUCAAUUCAAACGCCGUUCAACUGCGAACAACGUGGAAAUUGUUAUCCCAGUGCCGGCUGAUGCCGAUUCACCUAAAUUCAAGACAACCAUUGGCAGUUGCAAAUAUGCGCCGGAACAGAACGCGAUCAUCUGGACGAUCAAAUCGUUUCCGGGUGGCAAAGAGUAUCUGAUGCGUGCUCACUUUGGGCUGCCAAGCGUGGAGAGCGAGGACAAUACGGAGGGCAAGCCACCGAUACAGGUGCGCUUCGAGAUACCAUAUUUUACAACAUCGGGUAUUCAGGUGCGUUACCUAAAGAUCAUCGAGAAGAGCGGCUAUCAGGCGUUGCCUUGGGUGCGCUAUAUCACACAGAAUGGCGACUAUCAGUUGCGCACCAAUUGAGUCGCUGGACGCAUUUGAGACACAUUCCAGCCAAGCUUACGCUUCAAAGAGUCCUUGUUUCGUUUCCAUCCCUCAAGCGAGUAAGAGGAGUAUGUUAGAUAGCUUCUUCACCUUCACAGUGCGCGUGCCCUGAACUAUUAUGUGCGUUAAGUCAAAAAGUAUAUUAUUAAACGGUUCGUGUUGGCUUCCUGCUGAUUUGUAAAUUGCAUUCGAUGAAUUCAACUAUUUGAUUUCCUUGUGGAAAAUAGAUGCUUAAUGUGACACCAAAUAUUUUUU
Messenger RNA from Drosophila albomicans, 1785 nucleotides. RefSeq names its product AP-1 complex subunit mu-1 (gene AP-1mu). Gene Ontology annotation, biological process: vesicle-mediated transport; intracellular protein transport. Gene Ontology annotation, molecular function: clathrin-cargo adaptor activity. NCBI's taxonomy places the organism in Eukaryota, Metazoa, Arthropoda, Insecta, Diptera, Drosophilidae. The record is from RefSeq and is a predicted model, not a curated record. The coding region runs from base 229 to 1509 and encodes 426 amino acids. Gene Ontology annotation, cellular component: clathrin adaptor complex; clathrin-coated vesicle. The transcript has 2 exons.